Molecule: messenger RNA, 1203 nt
Organism: Durio zibethinus
Lineage: Eukaryota; Viridiplantae; Streptophyta; Magnoliopsida; Malvales; Malvaceae
Source: RefSeq, a predicted model, not a curated record
UGUAAUAACCCACACUGCAGAUUUUAGAGAGAGAAAGAUUUGAUUAUUUCCCUCUCAAAAGGGUCUAGCUUUAGCCUUCACAGAGAGAGAGAGAGAGAGGAAGAUAUUUUUAACCAUGGGUGGUGGGAAGAGAUUUGCUUUGCUUCUGUGUGCGGAUGAUUCUGAUUAUGUUAAAAAGAUGUAUGGAGGGUAUCAUGGGGUAUUUGCGGGAAUGCUGGCCGAGGAAGGAGAGACUUGGGAUGUUUUCAAGGUGGCCAAUGGUGAGUUUCCUGAUGAUGAAGAGAUUAGCGACUUUGAUGGCUUUGUUAUUAGUGGGAGUUGCAGUGAUGCACAUGGCGAUGAUGCUUGGAUCUGUAGGUUGAUUGCUCUUUUGAACAAAUUGGAUUCUUUGAAGAAAAAAGUUCUUGGGAUUUGCUUUGGUCACCAGAUUCUUAGUCGUGCACUGGGAGGAAAGACAGGGCGUGCCAUCUCAGGUUGGAACAUUGGAUUGACAACCAUUCAUUUGUCAUCAUCUUCAUCGAAGCUCUUCUCAUCUCUGAAAAUCCCAACCACUCUCUCUUUGAUCGAGUGCCACCAAGAUGAGGUUCAAGAACUUCCACCAAAAGCAGAGUUGAUUGCAUGGUCAGAGAAGACUGGGGUUGAGAUGUUCAUAUAUGGGGAUCAUAUGAUGGGCAUCCAAGGCCACCCUGAGUACAACAAAGACCUUCUGCUUCAUCUGAUCAACCGUCUCAUGCAGUGCAGUUUUAUUGCGGUACAUCCAACAUCUAAUUAAUUCCAAGCUCCUUGUAUAAGUCUUACUAUUGGUUUAACGGUUUGACACGUUUUAUAUCAAAUGCAGGAAUCGUAUGCUGCUGAGUUGAAGGCAAACCUGGGGAAAGUGGAGCCUGACAAGGAUGCAUGGAAGAAACUGUGCACUAGCUUCCUCAAGGGUAGACUAUGAUGUUUCAGAAGUUUUGGAAAAUGUCAAAAAGAAAAAGAAAUUGCAAACACGAACCCUUUUUUGAGAAGCAAGUUGAAGUUGAAGGAAGUUUAGGAAGGCUUGUGAUAACACAGUUAUAUGCAAAUAAAAAACACAGCUGAAUUAAGAAUGUAGAAGCUGUGAUUAGGUUGGAAUUUGAUGUGGUCUUCUCCGGGUUAACAAAAUUUGCAGGAUUUUAAUAAUUCCAUAUUCCAUUUUAACUUUAAGCCCCGGAUAAACUUAAA